CCAACUUUACAAAACUCGAAUUCUCGGCUGCCAGCAGAGCCGUGAGACGCCAUCUUACUCCACCGAGGGGAUUGUCAUCAUGCGCACUCGCCAUCCCAUUUGUAUGAGUAGAAGAAUUGGAGAGUGGAGAGAGGGAAGUCAAGAGAGGAUUCAUGUCUGACAGAGCUGCAGCAUCUUCUAAAAGAGAAGAUGGGUCCUCGCCCAAUACGGCCCGUUCGACGGUUACCCGGAGGGACAGGGCGUCAAUAUUCUCAUAUUCCUGUCGGUCGCCCGCAACAUAGAGAACCUCAAGGCCGGCCUGGACAUCACAUUUACGAGCCAACCAAGGAAGAACUUGAUGCCAUCUCGGCUGAGUGCGAGGCCCCGGACCGGAACCGCGAGGCCCAACGUCUCCCGUACGAGCGCAACAUAUUUGGCGUCAACCAGCUCUACCCCAGCCUGGCUCGCGAGACCUCGGCUGGGAUUCUGGGCAUCAUCGCCCGAGCGGACCAGACACAAGGAGAUGCGGAUGGUACAGAGGGCGAUGUCGAGCAGAAGCCCAAGAAGGUUCCCAUCUACCUCGAGCUGGGCUUCGGGUACGAUACCCUUUUCUGCGAGUGGGCAUACAUCAUUCACCUUGACAAGGAAGUGUUGGAGGUGUAUGGCGGCGGCGGCGAGCGCAAGCAUGAGGGUCACAGGCUCAAGAACGUUGGAGACGAUGAGGCCCCUGUGCCCGCGAUCGUGCCCUCGUUCGAUUCCCCGAGCUGUACCUGAUGAGGACCGACAGUGAGUUCUUGGACAAGAUCCAGCAGGCCUGUGACAAGAGAAUCGAGGACGACGAGACAGAAGACGAGGAUACCCUCGACUUGUCGAGAGAACCGGAUGAGGAAGACGGAGGACUCGAGGAUGAUGAAAAAGACAACGA
This is a messenger RNA of Parathielavia appendiculata, 904 nucleotides long. RefSeq lists its product as uncharacterized. The record is from RefSeq and is a predicted model, not a curated record. Lineage: Eukaryota; Fungi; Ascomycota; Sordariomycetes; Sordariales; Chaetomiaceae. Bases 190 to 753 code for a protein of 187 amino acids. The transcript is spliced from 2 exons.